Cicer arietinum (chickpea) is the source of this 1336-nucleotide messenger RNA. RefSeq names its product transcription factor bHLH25-like. NCBI's taxonomy places the organism in Eukaryota, Viridiplantae, Streptophyta, Magnoliopsida, Fabales, Fabaceae. Gene Ontology annotation, molecular function: protein dimerization activity. The record is from RefSeq and is a predicted model, not a curated record.
UUGAAAACAAAGCCAAAAUCGGUUUAUUUUUUUAGAUUUACAAACAUAUUUAGUACUUGGAGUCAUAAAAGAUGGUUCAAUUCUACUCCUUGACAAAAUUAACAAAUAACAAUUUCAAAAUAAAUUGAUAUUUAGUACUUUCGUUUCUUUUCUUUCUUUGUUAUUUUUUAUAAAAAAAAUAUUUAGUACUUUUUUUCUUUCUUCCAUUUUCAUUUUCAAUGAAAAUGAAAAAAAUGUAUCCUAACCAUCGUUAUAUCUUUUCGUUUCCCAUUAUGUCUUCAAGCUUCAUCACCCCUUCUUCACACAAAAAAAAUUAAAUAAAAUAAACAGGAACAAAAAAAUUCCUACAAUCAAUUGAUCGAGUUCACUCUCUAACUAACAUGGAGGAUUGGUGGGAGAAUUGGUUCUCCGAUUUGGAUAUGAACGGUGAUAAUAGCUCCUUAAAAUUAAACGAAUGCGAAAUGAAUUCGUGUUGUAAUUAUAAAGCUCGUGCUACAGAAGGAAGAAAGAGGGUACGAAGUUGUUGGGAGAUAGAAGAUCACGUAAUGGCCGAGAGAAAAAGGAGACACGAAAUGGCAGAGAGAUUAGUAGCACUUUCGUCUAUUAUACCUGGUUUGAAAAAGAUAGACAAGGCCUCUGUACUUGGUGAAGCUAUUAAUUACGUUAAACAACUUAAAGGACGCAUAGCAAUUCUGGAGCAACAAAGUAAUAAUAAGAGUAAGAGGACAAAAUGUACCAAAUCCAUAAUCUCUUUUACCCAAUCUCAAUAUCAUCCACCUAAUCAUAAUCAUAAUUUGGACUCCAAUCAAGUGCUCCCUCAAAUCGAAGCCAUAUGCAUAGAGUCAGAAAAGGAGGUACUAUUUAUUAGAAUCCAAUGUGAGAAAUGUAAAAGCAUUUUGUUCACACUAUUGGUCAUACUUCAAAAUAUGCACCUCUCUAUUUCAAGUAGCAGUGUACUUCCAUUUGGUAAAAAUACCCUCAACAUUGCCAUCAUUGCUAAGAUGGGGGAGGAAUACAAAAUAACAGGGGAAGAAUUGGUGAAAAAGUUGAGACAAGAUCUUAUGGAGUUAUAUGAAAUGCAACAUCAUGUGAUUCAUGCUAGUGUAUCAAAAGAAUUAUAGUUCUUAUUUGGAAUGGUAAAGGAUGAAUGUGGACAAAAAAAAAGUUCAAUUAAGAUUCAAAUUUGGGUAUCUUAGUGUUGUUGGGGUUUGGUUACUUACUUUCUAGUUGUUAUAUUGAUGUUUUAGGAAUCUAUAACAAUGAAUGGUUGAAGAUUUAUUUUGAACAUAUUUAAUUGAACUCGUGUUAAUUUCUCUUUUUAUGGAAGAGAUUUAUA